Molecule: messenger RNA, 1677 nt
Organism: Saxophila tyrrhenica
Lineage: Eukaryota; Fungi; Ascomycota; Dothideomycetes; Mycosphaerellales; Extremaceae
Exons: 2
Coding region: 1-1677 (558 amino acids)
Source: RefSeq, a predicted model, not a curated record
AUGCCGCUGGGUUUCGAGCGCCUCAACGAGCGCACUCAGCGCCCAAACGCAUGUGUUAACUUCAUCAAACCGCUGACCACGUCCUCCCCGGAAGACCAGAAGAUAGCAAAGAAUUUCCUGGAGAGAAUCGCAGCGCAAUGCUACCCCGUGAUGAAGAGAGAUUACUUGUCUGUCAUGGCUCUGGAAGAAUAUGAGCCCAAUCCAGAGUUUCUAGGGCGAAACUUCAAUGCUGGUGAGGUUAUUCAGUUGGUCCUGAAGGACAAGUCUGAACGCUGGCUCAGCUUCAAGUUCGUGCAGAUGGUCAUGAUGCAUGAGCUUGCGCAUUGUAAGCAGAUGAACCACUCGCGUUUCUUCUGGAAGGAGAGGAAUCGCUUCGCAGCUCAUAUGGAAGAACUCUGGGCCGCCGGCUACAAAGGCGAAGGCUUGUGGGGACGUGGGCAUGAUCUCACCAGCGGUACCCUCGUACCGGACCGCAUGCCAGACGAUGUCGACGUUCCGGAGCAUCUCUGUGGCGGAACGUACCGAAGGGGACGGCGUGGGAAGAAAAAGGGUGCUCAGGCUGGAGGCGAGAAGUCGAAACUGACGUACGCCGAGCGGCAACAGAAGCGCAUCGCGAAGAAAUUCGGCGUGCACGGCGACGGUCAGAAUCUGGGCGAAGACGAGCUGGUUCGCGGAGCGCUGGAGCAUGGUGGUAAACGUCAUCAGGGCAAGCCUCGUGUAGCCAAAAGCAAGCGUGGAAGGGAGCUGCGUGCGAGUGCAGCAUUGGCGAGGUUCGAAGCACUCAAGCAGCAGACGCCAGAGAAGACGCCUGAGCUCGAGGAUGAUGACGGCAGUGAGACUGAGUCUGGAGAGGACGACGAUGAGUACGCAGACGGCAUGAACAUAUUCUCGACUUUCGAGAAGAUUAAAGAUCAGCGAGGCCGGGAGCUGUUCAAGGUCUGCGGUGAUGAAGGCGAGCAAGACGAGGGUGGUGAGGACGAGGUGGACGAGCUGCGUCGCAUACGCAUGGAUCAGAGCAGCAAGGCUGGCGGCGAGAAGCAGAAGCAGCCCGAAAAGCUCGAAGGGCGCCCUGGAAGGGCUCCUGCGAAGAGGCAGUACGAAGACUCCGAAACGGAAAGCGAGCCGGAUGAAUCUGGACUGUCGAACCCUGCGAAGAGACCGCGCGAGGACUCUGAGACGGAGAGCGAAGCAGAAGAGGGUGAAGAUCCGAAGCGUCCUGUGGCAGCAAACGGAUUUCAGGAGUCCUCCAUGCCGGGAAGAAAGCCUCUCGACGAUGUAGCCCGUUCAGAACCUCUCAAGCCGAGCGACAACCCGACAGUGCCUGGUGUCGGUCAUAGAACGGAGAGGACCACGACUGUCUUGGACAACAUCCGUCUGGCUGAGCGCGAACCGGAAGUCUCUCCCGCUCCGGAUCCUACGUCUGCUGGCAACCCAUUAGCAUGUUCCAUCUGCUCUCUGGAGAACGACCCGGCCUCUCCAACCUGCAUGGCUUGCUCAAAUGUGCUCAAGCCUUCGCUCAUGCGCAACGUCUGGCGCUGCAAGAGUGCAGCGUGCAAAGGGAGUAAAUACAUCAACGCUGGAGAUGCUGGUCGGUGUGGCCUCUGCGGCGGUCCAAAACCGGCCCCGGUGACGGCUCCUAUCGGUAUCACCAACGGCGACGUUUUGAGGUGGGACUAA